AUGUCAAGUGAAGUGACGAGAGCUGAAAACGAAUAUUCUAAAAAGACUCAUACACAUUCUAUAUCUGAAAUAACAGACUUAAACGUUAGCCUUGAAAAGAAAGCGGAUAAGGAAUAUGUGGCUAGUAAGUUAGAGAAGAAAGCAGAUAAGGAAUAUGUGGAUGAAAAAGAUAAUGAAAUUAAAGAAAGGGCUGAAUGGUAUCAUGAAUGGACAUCGAAGAUUUUAAAAACUAAAGCUGAUACAGGAUGGGUUUCAGGAUGUUUAGACCUUAAAGCAGAUAAAACUUAUGUUAACGAUGAGUUAGAGAAGAAAUCAAAUAAGACUCAUACACA
Molecule: messenger RNA, 332 nt
Organism: Trichomonas vaginalis G3
Lineage: Eukaryota; Parabasalia; Trichomonadida; Trichomonadidae
Product: phage tail repeat-like family
Exons: 1
Source: RefSeq, a predicted model, not a curated record